GCCGGGGAGAGAACCCAGGAGUCCUGGCCCCCUCGCGCUGUGGGGCUGGGGCUCGGGUGGGGGCAGCGUGUGGGAAGCCCUCGGGGCCGUGGGGUGGCUCAUGCUCUGCCCCCUGCCCCCCAGGAGUUCGCCCCAUCGGACGAGGAGCUGGAGGCCUAUCGCUGCGGGGAGGAGUGGGACCCACAACGGGCCGAGGAGAAACGCCGCCUGAAGGAGCUGGCUCAGAGGGAGGCGGAGCAGGAGGCGCUGAGGGGCCCCGCCGUGGUGAACCCCAACACCGACUACAAGGACAAAUACAGUCACCUCAUCGGCAAGGAGGCCGCCAAGGACGCCGCCCACACCAUGCAGGCCAAUAAGGCCUACGGCUGUGGUGAGCGCCGGCCCGGAC
Molecule: messenger RNA, 388 nt
Organism: Chrysemys picta bellii (western painted turtle)
Lineage: Eukaryota; Metazoa; Chordata; Testudines; Emydidae
Source: RefSeq, a predicted model, not a curated record